Physeter macrocephalus (sperm whale) is the source of this 2967-nucleotide messenger RNA. RefSeq names its product forkhead-associated domain-containing protein 1. NCBI's taxonomy places the organism in Eukaryota, Metazoa, Chordata, Mammalia, Artiodactyla, Physeteridae. The annotation marks the transcript as partial. The record is from RefSeq and is a predicted model, not a curated record. The transcript is spliced from 23 exons.
GUUGAAGAGAAGCUUCAGGAGGAUUCCAGAAGGAAAUUGCUUCAGCUGCAAGAAAUGGGGAACAGAGAAAACCUCAUUAAAGCCAAUUUGGAAAGGGCAGUAGGUCAGCUGGAGCUUUUCAGAAGUCAGGUCAUCAAGGCCAGCUACGGACGCGUGAAACCGUUCCAGGACAAACCUGUCUCCGAUCAGCAGCUAAUAAAGAAGAUCACCAGGGUCACAGAGGACAACAUCAACUUUCAGCAGAAAAAGUGGACCCUGCAGAAGAAGACCCAGCUCAGCAGCUCCAAACAGGAGGAAAUCACAGAGAACAUCGAGAAGCUGAAGACAUCCUUAGACAGUUGCCAGGCGUGCAUGAAAAUGUCUUGCUGUAGCAAUGACCUGAAGAAGGAGGUCGACCUCCUGCAGCACCUGCAGGUGAGCCCACCUGUCUCAGGCCUCCGGAAGGUGGCGCUGGACAUCUUGCGCCUGUCAGUGUCCUGGCUGGAGGAAACGGAGCAUCUCCUCCACGAGGUGGGGAUCCAGUUCUCCAGCUCCGACAAAGGAUUGUCUUUGUAUCUGAAAUACCUUCUGGAACAUUAUAAAAAAAUUACAAGCCGGACCCAGGAACUUCAGAUCAAGAUCAACAGUUCUCAGGAAACUCAGCAGUAUCUGCUGCAAGAAAAGUUACAGCAGCAUCUGGCAGAGAAGGAGAAGCUGACCGAGGAAAGGCUACGGCAAGAGGAGAAGCUGGAAGCCAGAGUCAAGCGGCUAACGGAAGAGAAAUCGGCUUUGGAGGAAACCAUUUCUCAGGAGAAAAGCAGAGCGAAGGAAGCAUUAGAAGAGGAACAGAGCAAAGUCCAAGAGCUGGAGAAUCGCUUAACCCGCCAGAAGGAGAUUUUGGAGAGCAGCAUUGCCCAUGAGAAAAGAAAAGCAAAGGAAGGCUUAGAGACAGAAAAGAGAAAAGUGCGAGAUCUGGAGAACCACUUAACCCAGCAGAAGGAGAUUUCAGAGAGCAGCAUCGCCUACGAGAAACACAAAGCAGAGGAGGCCGUAGAGAAGGAAAAGAAAAAGGUGCAAGAUCUGGAGAACCGCAUAACCAAGCAGAAGGAGGAAAUAGAUUUUAAAAUGCAAAAAGAAGACAUUUUAAAUAAUAAAUUAAAUGAUGCACUGGCCAUGGUAGAAAAGACUCAGAAAACAAAGACGGCUGAAAGUCUAAAAGCAGAGAGCCUCACCAUGAAAUUAAGUGAAACAUUAGCUGAACUGGAAACUGCCAAGAUGAAAAUGAUCAUGAUGGAGGAGCGGAUGCAGCUGCAACAGCACACAGUAAGGGCCCUCCAAGAAGAACAGGAGUCACAGAAGCACAGAUUUGAAAAACAGAUCAUGGAAUACAAGGAGCAAAUCAAACAGCACUCCCAGACGAUUGUGAGUCUUGAAGAAAGACUCCAGAAAGUAACCGAACACCAUAAAAAAAGAGAAGGAGAGACUGCAGCGUUGAAGGACAGUGACCCAGCCCAGGAGGGGGAAACACAGCAAGACACCGUGGCAGCACCUCCGGUGGAGAACACCGCCAAAGACGCAGCGUGUGACCACCUGAUAGAGGAUUUAUUGACUGCUCAGAAGGAAAUCCUGUCUCAGCAGGAGAUCAUCAUGAGGUUAAGGAAGAACCUCACUGAAGCCCAUAGCCGAAUGUCAGAUCUGAGAGGAGAGCUUAACGAGAAGCAGAAGAUGGACCUGGAGCGGAAUGCGGCGCUGGCCCAGCAACAAAGCAGGGAGCUGAGUGUGCUCAGGGGAAAGAUGGCACGGAUGACCAGCCUGGUGGAGAAGAAGGACAAGGAGCUAGAGGUCCUCAAGCAGGCACUCAGGGCCUCCCAAGAGAAACACAGACUCCAGCUGCACAAGGAGAAGGAACAGAAGCCCAGGAACGCAAGCCAGAUGUGUGACAUCUCGGUGCAGAUAGAACCAAUCCACACCGAUAUUUUCUUGAGCAGCCAGGAGGAGCAGACCUUCAGUGAUCUAGGGGCCAAGUGCAAAGGGUCCCGACAUGAGGAAGUCAUUCAGCGUCAGAAAAAGGCCUUAUCUGAGCUUCGCGCACGAAUUAAAGAACUUGAGAAGGCCAGUUCGUCAAAUCAUAAGGACCACAUGGAUGGAUCAUUUCUAGACUUAAAGACCCUCGGAAUGGAAAAAAAUGUUCAGAAAAUAUUGGAUGCAAAACCUGACUUGCCAACUUUUUCAAGAGUAGAGAUCCGAGCGCCUCAAAAUGGCCUUUCCAGCCCAGGGUCCAUCAUGGCCACUGAGAAGUUAGGGAAAACGGAUGUGGCUGAGGCUUUAGAUCUUAGUGAAAAGCUGUACAUGGAUAUGAGCAAAACCCUCGGGAGUCUGGUGAACAUCAAAGAUAUGUCAGGUCACGUGUCCAUGAAACACCUCUCCCCCAAAGAGAGGGAGAGAGUCAGCCAGCUUCGACAAAGAGACCUCGACCUGGUGUUUGAUAAGAUCACCCUACUCAAGAACCAGCUGGAGAGAAAAGAAGAGCUUUUGAGAGGAUACGAGAAAGACAUUGAACAGCUCAGGCAGAGCAAAGUGUCGGUUCAGAUGUACCAGUCACAGGUGGCAAAGCUGGAGGACGACAUCUACAAAGAGGCCGAAGAAAAGGCGCUACUGAAGGAGGCCCUGGAGCGCGUGGAACAGCGGCUGCACCAGGAGAAGAGGGUCAACAGGGCGAUCAGGCAGCAGAAGGAACGUUUAGAGGACCUCGUACAGAGAAAUGCCAAAGAAUCAGCACCUUGCAACUGUUCCUUCAAAGAGAAAGAGAGGCAGAGACGAAAGUUUGUGGAGAUGGUGAAGAACUCAAAGAUGCAGAACUCAAAUUUCCAGGUUGGAGCCAGAAAAGGCACCCCAAAGAUGGACCAAGAAAGGGAGAUGCUGAAGAGGGAAGUGUCCAGCAAAUCCAGCCAGAGCCUUCUGUUUCCUAAACCUGGUGGAAGGAACUAG